AUGAGACCCGAAGUUGAGCAGGAGCUCGCCCAUACGCUCCUCGUAGAGCUCCUCGCAUACCAGUUCGCCUCUCCCGUGCGGUGGAUUGAGACUCAAGAUGUCUUCCUUGCCGAAAAAACCGCUGAGCGGAUCGUCGAGGUCGGUCCCGCUGAUACUCUCGGCGUGAUGGCCAAGAGGACGCUCGCCUCCAAGUACGAAGCCUUCGAUGCUGCGAAAUCAGUACAACGACAGAUUCUUUGCUACAACAAGGACGCCAAGGAGAUUUACUACGAUGUUGAUCCCAUCGAGGAGGAGCCAGAACCAACACCAGCCGCUCCCGCCGCUGCCUCAAGCAGUGCAGCCCCUGCUGCUGCUCCCGCCGCUGCUGCACCAGCACCGAGCGCUGGUCCGGCUGCGCAAGUUCCAGAUGCCCCAGUCACUGCUAUGGACAUUGUGAGGUCUCUGAUUGCCCAGAAGCUGAAGAAGUCCUAUGCCGAGAUUCCUCUCAGCAAGGCCAUCAAGGAUCUUGUCGGUGGCAAAUCUACUCUCCAAAACGAAAUAUUGGGCGACCUCCAAAAAGAAUUCGGAACAACACCCGAGAAGCCAGAAGACACCCCCCUGGAUGAGCUCGGUGCGUCCAUGCAGGCCACCUUCGACGGUAACCUUGGCAAGGUUUCUCAAGGCCUAAUCGCCCGUCUCAUCUCCUCCAAAAUGCCUGGUGGCUUCAACGUCACAUCUGCACGCAAGUAUCUCGAGACCCGCUGGGGCCUAGCUUCGGGUCGCCAGGAUGGUGUGCUGCUGCUCGGAAUCACAAUGGAGCCAGCCACUCGAUUGGGCUCCGAGGCCGACGCCAAGGCCUUCCUCGACGAUGUUGCACAGAAGUACGCCUCCAACGCCGGUAUCAGCCUGACAACGGCUACGGCUGCUGAUACUGGUUCUGGCGGCGGUGGCAUGAUGAUGGAUCCGGCCGCCAUCGAUGCGCUCACCAAAGACCAGAGGGCACUCUUCAAGCAGCAGCUCGAGCUAAUUGCGCGGUACCUAAAACUCGAUCUACGUGCUGGUGACAAGGCGUUCAUCGAUGAGCAGAAGUCGACCAAGGUUCUGCAGGCUCAAUUGGACCUGUGGAGCACAGAGCAUGGCGAUUUCUACGCGGCUGGCAUCGAGCCCUCCUUCAACCCCCUGAAGGCCAGAACAUACGACUCCUCAUGGAACUGGGCCCGCCAAGAUGCGUUGACCAUGUACUACGAUAUAAUUUUCGGGAAAUUGCAGGUUGUCGACCGUGAAAUUGUCAGCCAGUGUAUCCGCCUCAUGAACAAGUCCAAUCCGACACUCCUCGAGUUCAUGCAAUACCACAUCGACCACUGCCCCACGGAGCGUGGGGAGACGUACAAGCUGGCGAAGGACCUGGCAACACAGCUGCUCGAAAACUGCAGGGAAGCUCUAGCUGUUGAUCCUGUCUACAAGGAUGUCGAGUUUCCCACAGGACCUCGCACAACAAUUGAUCUUAAGGGCAACCUGAGUUAUGAGGAAGUGUCACGUCCGGACUGCCGAAAGCUGGAGACUUAUGUCCAGCAAAUGGCUCUCGGCGGCAAGAUCUCUGAGUACCCUGCCAGGUCCAAGGUGCAGAGCGAACUUGGUCGCCUGUACAAGCUGAUCAAGGCGCAGCACAAGAUGGCCAAAGGUUCUCAGGUGGAGCUCAAGAACAUCUACAGCGACGUCAUUCGCUCCCUGAACAUGAACGAGAACCAGAUUUUGAAGGAGGAUUCGAAGCCUGGCCUUCUGGCCAAGAAGGUUGCCAAGCCCAAGGGCAAGACCGAUUGCAUCCCGUUCCUUCACCUGAAGCAAAAGUCCAUGAACGGCUGGGACUACAGCAAGAAGCUCAGCAACGUCUACCUUGACUGCAUGGCGGACGCAGCCAAGAACGGUAUCAGUUACGCUGGCAAGUACGCCCUCAUGACUGGCGCUGGUGCUGGAUCCAUCGGUGCCGAAGUCCUGCAAGGUUUGAUUCAGGGCGGUGCCCACGUUAUUGUCACCACCAGUCGUUUCUCUCGCCAGGUGACCGAGUACUACCAGGCGAUGUACGCCCGCUAUGGUUCUCGUGGCUCACAGCUCGUGGUUGUGCCCUUCAACCAGGGCAGCAAGCAAGAUGUUGAGGCUCUGGUUGACUACAUCUACGACUCCAAGAAUGGCCUGGGUUGGGACCUUGACUAUAUUGUCCCAUUUGCUGCCAUUCCCGAGAAUGGUCGUCAGAUUGAUGGCAUUGACUCCAAGUCCGAGCUGGCUCAUCGUAUCAUGCUCACCAACCUUCUUCGCCUGCUUGGUUGUGUCAAGACACAAAAGUCAGCCCGUGGCUUCGAGACUCGCCCCGCGCAAGUCAUGCUUCCUCUCUCACCCAACCAUGGAACCUUUGGUAGCGAUGGUCUCUACUCAGAGUCUAAACUUGCUCUUGAGACCCUCUUCAACCGAUGGCACGCUGAAGAUUGGGGCAGCUACCUCACCAUCUGCGGCGCUAUCAUUGGCUGGACGCGUGGUACCGGUCUCAUGUCGGCGAACAACAUCGUGGCCGAGGGAGUCGAGAAGUUUGGCGUGCGGACAUUCUCGCAACAAGAGAUGGCUUUCAACCUGCUGGGUCUGAUGUCCCCUCAGGUCGUCGACCUGUGCCAGAUGGAGCCUGUCAUGGCGGAUCUGAACGGUGGGCUGCAGUUCAUCCCUGAUCUGAACAAGGUCAUGACCAAGCUUCGCAAGGAUAUCACAGAGACUAGUGAAAUCCGCAGGGCUGUCAGCAAGGAGAAUGCUUUGGAAUUUGCCGUCAUCAACGGCUCAGAGGCCGAGGCGCUUCACAAGUCGAGGAAGAUCGAGCCCCGUGCCAACAUCAAGUUUGAAUUCCCUCCUCUGCCUGACUGGAAGCAAGAUGUCGCUCCUCUCAACGCGAACCUCAAGGGUAUGGUCGAUCUGGACAAGGUUGUGGUUGUCACUGGUUUUGCAGAAGUUGGGCCAUGGGGCAACUCUCGUACCAGAUGGGAAAUGGAGGCUUAUGGUCAAUUCUCACUUGAGGGCUGCAUAGAGAUGGCUUGGAUUAUGGGUCUCAUCAAGAACCACAACGGUCCUAUCAAGGGCAAGCCAUAUUCUGGCUGGGUCGACGGCAAAACUGGCGAGCCAGUUGAUGACAAGGACGUCAAGGCCAAAUAUGAGAAGCAGAUCAUCGAGCACUCCGGUAUCAGACUCAUCGAGCCUGAGCUUUUCGAUGGCUACGACCCCAACAAGAAGCAACUGCUUCACGAGGUCGUCAUCGAAGAGGACCUGGAUCCUUUCGAGACCUCCAAGGAGACUGCCGAAGAGUUCAAGCGUGAGCACGGAGAGAAGGUUGAGAUCUUCGAGGUCACCGAGACGGGCCAGUACACUGUCCGCAUGAAGAAGGGAGCUGGUCUCUGGAUUCCAAAGGCCCUGCGGUUCGACCGUCUGGUUGCAGGCCAGAUCCCCACGGGCUGGGAUGCCAAGCGUUAUGGUGUUCCCGACGAUAUCAUCGAACAAGUGGACCCAGUUGCCCUCUUCGUCCUCGUAUCUACGGCCGAGGCGCUUAUUUCUGCCGGUAUCACGGACCCGUACGAGUUCUACAAGUAUGUCCAUGUUUCCGAGGUUGGCAACUGCGUUGGCUCUGGUAUGGGAGGAGCUGCAGCUCUCCGAGGUAUGCACCGGGACCGGUUCCUCGAUAAACCACUGCAGAACGAUAUCCUGCAGGAGUCUUUCAUCAACACCAUGGCUGCAUGGGUCAAUAUGUUGUUGAUUUCCUCUUCUGGUCCGAUCAAGACGCCCGUUGGUGCUUGCGCGACGGCUGUUGAGUCCGUCGAUAUUGGUUAUGAGACUAUCAUGGAAGGCAAGGCCCGUGUCUGCUUCGUUGGCGGCUUUGACGAUUUUGGUGAGGAAGGCUCUUACGAGUUUGCGAACAUGAAAGCAACCAGCAACGCCGUCGAUGAGUUUGCUCAUGGUCGCACACCUAAGGAGAUGUCUCGGCCUACCACCACCACCAGGAACGGCUUCAUGGAGUCUCAAGGAUGUGGUGUCCAGGUCAUCAUGACUGCCAAGCUUGCUCUCGAUAUGGGAGUCCCCAUCCAUGGCAUCCUCGCUCUAACUACAACCGCUUCGGACAAGAUUGGUCGUUCUGUGCCGGCUCCCGGCCAGGGUGUGCUGACAACGGCUCGCGAGAACCCUGGCAAAUUCCCGUCGCCUCUGCUUGACAUCAAGUACAGGAGGCGCCAGAUCGAGCUCCGCAAGAGCCAGAUCAAGCAAUGGGCUGCUAAUGAGCGGGAAUACCUCGCCGAAGAAGUUGAGGCCAUGAAGUCCCAGGGCACCGAGUUCGACGAGAAGUCCUACACUGUCGACCGUGUCCAGCACAUCAAGAAGGAGGCCGAGAGGCAGGAGAAGGAGGUUCUGCGCAGUUUUGGCAACAACUUCUGGAAGCAGGACACCAGCAUCGCUCCCCUCCGUGGAGCUCUGGCUACAUGGGGUCUCACCAUCGACGACCUUGAUGUUGCCUCUUUCCACGGUACUUCCACCAAGGCCAACGACAAGAACGAGUCGUCUGUCAUUUGCCAGCAGCUGGAGCACCUGGGCCGCAAGAAGGGCAAUGCCGUGCUGGGUAUCUUCCAGAAAUAUCUCACCGGUCACCCCAAGGGUGCCGCAGGUGCAUGGAUGAUGAACGGUUGUCUGCAAGUGCUCAACACCGGUCUAGUUCCAGGCAACCGCAACGCCGACAAUGUUGACGAGGUCAUGGAGAAGUUCGACUACAUUGUGUACCCCAGCCGCAGCAUUCAGACCGAUGGCAUCAAGGCAUUCUCCUACCUCUUUGCGACUCUCGACGAGGCCACAUACAGGUCUUACAGCACGAGGCUCGCCGCCAGACAGAAGAAGGCUUACCGUUUCUUCCACAAUGGCAUGAUCAACAAUACCCUCUUCGUUGCUAAAACUCAUGCUCCUUACACCGACGAGCAGCUUAGCUCGGUCUUACUCAACCCCGAUGCCCGUGUCACCGAAAACAAGAAGUCGGCCGAGCUUACCUUCCCCUCCAAUUUCAUGUCGCUGUCUAGGAAGACCAUCGAAGCGGAGAAGGAGAUGACUGCAUACGAGACGAUACAAGAGCUUGCCGCGCAACUGCGGACCAAGCAUUCCAACGUCGGUGUCGAUGUUGAGGAUAUCCCCAGUUUCAACAUCGAGAAUGACACUUUCAUUGAGCGAAAUUUCACGGCAAAGGAGAUCGCGUAUUGCAAGAAAGCCUCGCAGCCAAGGAGUUCUUUCGCCGGCAAGUGGAGCGCGAAGGAGGCCGUCUUCAAGAGCUUCAACGCUCCCAGCAUGGGUGGCGGUGCUCCCUUGAUUGACAUCGAAGUACUGAACAACGAAAAUGGUGCUCCUGUCGUCCAUCUUCACGGUCGCGCUGCCGAGGUGGCCAAGGAGAUUGGCGUGUCGGACAUCAGUGUUUCCAUCUCCCACGCAGACAGACAGAGCUUCGCCAUUGCUCUGGCUAAGCUCGAGUAG
Molecule: messenger RNA, 5508 nt
Organism: Cryphonectria parasitica EP155
Lineage: Eukaryota; Fungi; Ascomycota; Sordariomycetes; Diaporthales; Cryphonectriaceae
Exons: 4
Coding region: 1-5508 (1835 amino acids)
Biological process (GO): long-chain fatty acid biosynthetic process
Cellular component (GO): fatty acid synthase complex
Molecular function (GO): 3-oxoacyl-[acyl-carrier-protein] reductase (NADPH) activity; 3-oxoacyl-[acyl-carrier-protein] synthase activity; fatty acid synthase activity
Source: RefSeq, a predicted model, not a curated record